UGUCCUAUCAUUAAAAAAAUAUAUUACAAAUAUUCCCAUUACUCUGUCAUAAACAAAACUUAAACAUUAAAAAUUCCUCUCUUUUAUUAGAACCUCUUCUUCUCUUCCGAGUUUCGCUUCAAACAAAAGACGAGCUUCGACUUUUUUUUUUGUUCUUCAAAAGUAAUUUACAGAGAUGGCGCCGAAUGAUCCGAAACAAAGCGGUGGUUUCUUUGCUUCGAUCGCGAACAGUUUGUCUAAUUUUGGUAGCGCCAUGACUAAAUCAGUCAACGGUUUAUUGGGAUAUGAAGGGCUGGAAGUUGUUAAUCCAGAAGGCGGGACAGAAGAUGCCGAACAGGAAGCAAGGAGAGGAAGGUGGAAACAGGAGGAGAGGGACAGUUACUGGAAAAUGAUGCAAAAGUAUAUAGGAUCUGAUGUCACAUCAAUGGUGACACUUCCAGUUCUUAUCUUUGAGCCAAUGUCAAUGUUGCAGAAAAUGGCUGAGUUGAUGGAAUACUCCUACCUGCUAGAUCUGGCUGAUGAAUGUGAGGAUCCUUACAUGCGAAUGGUGUACACCACAUCAUGGGCUAUAUCUGUCUACUAUGGCUACAAACGUACCUGGAAACCAUUUAAUCCCAUACUUGGUGAAACUUAUGAAAUGGUUAAUCAUGGCGGCAUUACUUUUAUAGCUGAGCAGGUUAGUCAUCACCCCCCAAUUAGCGCUGGUCAUGCUGAAAAUGAGCAUUUUAUUUAUGAUAUAUCUUCAAAAGUUAAAACCAAAUUUUUGGGAAACUCAAUUGAUAUCUAUCCGCUUGGAAGGACCCGUGUGACCCUCAAGAGAGAUGGUGUAGUUCUUGAUUUGGUGCCUCCUCCCACAAAAGUUAACAACUUAAUUUUUGGACGAACUUGGGCUGACUCACCAGGGGAGAUGGUCAUGACAAACCUGACAACGGGGGACAAAGCUGUACUGUAUUUUCAACCAUGCGGUUGGUUUGGGGCUGGUCGGUAUGAGAUUGAUGGAUAUGUAUAUAAUGCCACUGAGGAGCCAAAGAUAUUGAUGACUGGGAAAUGGAAUGAGUCCAUGAGUUAUCAACCUUGCGACAGUGAAGGGGAACCACUUCCGGGCACUGAACUAAAGGAGGCAUGGAAAGUUGCUGAUGCUCCGAAGAACGAUAAAUUCCAGUACACAUAUUUUGCGCAUAAGAUUAACAGCUUUGAUACAGCUCCCCAGAAGCUAUUAGCGUCUGAUUCUCGUUUACGUCCUGAUAGGUAUGCCCUAGAGCAGGGCGAUCUCACUAAAGCUGGUAUUGAAAAGAGCAGUAUGGAGGAAAGACAGAGAGCCGAGAAGAAAAACAGAGAGGAAAAGGGCCAUAAGUUCACUCCCAAAUGGUUCGAUUUCACCGACGAAGUCGCAACCACCCCAUGGGGUGACGUGGAAGUGUACCAGUACAACGGCAAGUACGCCCAACACCGGGCCGCCAUAGGUAGCUCAAGCAGCGGUGAAGCGAUUGACGUUAGGUCGACUGAGUUCAACCCGUGGCAGUACGAAGAUUUGGCUGCCAACUAAAAGCCUAUCUUGCGAGAAUUGCUUCGCCUGUAUAAUAUAUUCUUUCUAUUUCUUUUACACUUGGUUUUGUAUUGGCUAGUGUCUAGAACAAUUAAAUAUGGUUUUUCGUUUCUGUUUUAUUCACAAUUUCCCCAGAAUGUUGUUGUUGUUCUUAUUUUAUUCUGUUGAUCCAUUUUAUAGUA
Theobroma umbraticum is the source of this 1728-nucleotide messenger RNA. RefSeq names its product oxysterol-binding protein-related protein 3A-like. Gene Ontology annotation, molecular function: sterol binding. Gene Ontology annotation, cellular component: membrane; cytosol. The record is from RefSeq and is a predicted model, not a curated record. Lineage: Eukaryota; Viridiplantae; Streptophyta; Magnoliopsida; Malvales; Malvaceae.